Messenger RNA from Pseudogymnoascus verrucosus, 3571 nucleotides. RefSeq lists its product as uncharacterized. Bases 126 to 3347 code for a protein of 1073 amino acids. Gene Ontology annotation, molecular function: protein binding. The record is from RefSeq and is a predicted model, not a curated record. The transcript is spliced from 4 exons. NCBI's taxonomy places the organism in Eukaryota, Fungi, Ascomycota, Leotiomycetes, Thelebolales, Thelebolaceae.
UAUUGCUGUAAAGGCGAUGGGACACCGCCUCAAGCCUCGUCAACGAACUAAAAUUGCCAUCGACUCAUGGAAGUAUAGCUAUUUUGUUGUCCAAGUAAUUUGCAGUCGUGCAAAUUACUUGUGUAAUGGCUUCUGUGGUCUAUGUGUUUGCAGUGCCAAUUCCGCUUCUUCCUUUUGUGCUCAGCCUCGUCCUGGUGCCUUUCAUUGGUGCCUUUGUCAAGUUUAUCUUGAGGCUUCGUAGUCAGAAACAUGGCCAGGUAACAAAGGAGCUUAAGGAUGGCCUUGAUAUCGUUUACGAAGGGUCUAAGGCCGAAAUUGACAUCGUCGCUGUUCAUGGAUUUGGAGCCAACCCAAAUUACGCGUGGACCGCGGAUGUGGGAAGCAAGGUUAGGUUUCGCUGGCUCGAACGUCUUCUUCCUAAAGAAGUACCAAACAGCCGCAUUAUGACAUUCAGCUUCCAAUCGAACUGGCUUUUAGAUGCACCGAAGACACGGACGACUCUCUGUGCAACCGCCCUACUUGACGCUUUGCACAACAAACGGCAGGAAACGAACAGUACAGAGCGGCCAAUUAUUUUCAUGGGCCAUAGUUUUGGAGGCAAUUUGAUCCAGCAGGCGAUCGUGAACGCUCACCUACAUGAGGGGAGAGAAGAUAUUACAAUGGCGACUGCUGGGGUGAUAUUUUUUGGCACUCCUCAUAGAGGCAGCAAAGACGCAUCCUGGGGAAGAAUUAUCGCAGAUCUUGGUAGUUAUUCAGGGUUUAACUCCUACGACGGCAUUAUCAAAGACCUGGAAGAAGAAUCGACCCACCAAAUCGAUUUACUACACAGCUUCAGUGUUUGGCUAAGGAGGAUGUCGGUUGAAACUGUUUGUUUCUUUGAGCUCAAAGAGACCGACUAUGGUCGAAAAAUCGGCUUGACCGGGAUUCGACGUAAAAUUGUCGUGACCGAAACCUCUGCCUGUAUUGAUGGUUAUAGAAAGGUCUCUCUAGAUGUUGACCACCUGCAUCUAAACCAAUUUAAGGGCUCAGAUGAUGCUUCCUACAAGAAGUUUCAACCAGAGAUUAAGAGGAUGGUCGAUGGGGCCCCAGCGAAAAUCUUGAGAAGGAUGAAUCCCCGCCAAAUCGUUUACAAUGAUGAACAAAUACGUUCGACUGCAAACUCUACGGAAAAGCUUAGAUGCCUUCAAGCUCUUGUCGUUGUCGAGUCAGACGUUAUAUUAGAAAACCUUCGACGAACCAAGGGCGACAGGGUUGAAGGGACAUGCGAAUGGGUUCUGAUAAAUUCACAGUUCACUGAAUGGCUUAACGCCGAUAAGAGCCAACUGCUACGCAUGACUGGCGGUCCCGGAAUUGGUAAAACCAUGAUUGCAACCUUUUUAGUUGAUGAACUGAAAGAAAGGGCGCAAUACUCUGAAUCGGAUUUAUUCGCUUUCUUCCUCUGCGACAACAAAGACGAAAGGCAGAGAACAGCAACUGCAGUAUUGCGUAGCCUUCUUGUCCAGCUCUUACGCCAACAACCCUCAUUUUUCUCAUACAUGCAGCCAGAAUAUGAGAAAUACGGGGAAGACAAAUUUAAGGGCGUAUUCUGCCUAGAUUUUGGCGCUCUUUGGAUGGUCUUUGAGGCUAUCUUGAGGGAUCCGGCGGAACGAUCGAUCACUAUCAUAAUCGACGCUCUUGAUGAAUGCGAAGAAGAGUCUAAAUCGAAUUUAGUCAAAGUGCUCCACGAUUUCUUCGAUCCAAACAGCCGCAAUAACAAGGCGAAGUCUAACAAGGUGAAGUCGAAUACCCUAGUUCAGACAGUUAAGAUUAUUAUCGCCCACAGGCCGGAACCAAGCAUAGAAAAGGGCUUCUUACACGGAACCCAGCCACUGAAAGUCGAUACUGGCCUUAUAAAUUGCGACUUGUCGAAGUUCAUUAGAGAGAAGACGGAGAAACUCCGAGACGACUUUGAUCUCGAUUCAGAAAAGGCAGAUCAGAUCCGCGGCGUCCUAGAAAGGAAAGCUGAAGGGACAUUCCUAUGGGUAUCCCUUGUCCUUGGCGAAAUGGACGAGCGCGACACCCAAGGCAACAUUACCGGCUUGCUUGAUAAACUGCCGUCGGGUCUUCCCGAGACUUAUGAAAGAAUCCUACGAAAGAUUAAGCUGGCACAUGGAAAUGAUGCAAGCUUUAUACUACGCAUUAUUUUCAUAGCCCGCCGCCCGCUCAAAGUCGAUGAACUUGCUAUAAUAUGUCUUCUUGGAUUGGGUACAUAUGAUAAAACUACUCUUCCGACAAUUCAAGACUUAAAUGAAUGGAGACAUGAAUAUCGUUGUUGCGGAGCAUUUCUGAAAGUCGAUGAAGAGAAUGAGACUAUCCAUCUAGUACAUCAAUCGGCAAAAGACUUUCUGGAAGAUCUCUCGAGGCACGAUGACCUUGCAGGGUUCUAUCCAGAAGCAGGUGCAUCGAACUUCGAUAUGCUUCAGGUCUGCUGGAAAUAUAUGAGUAUAGAGAAAGCCGAGAAGGCUGCACUCAGCGAAGAGGUGAUAGCACAUGAAGCAGGGAUGAUAUCCGACAAAGAGAUGAUAUUAGCAGGAAAAAGGCAUGACUUCCACUGUCGUAGAUGGUUUGACUAUGCGGAUAGGGAAUGGCGGGAUCACGCACUGACGGCCUAUCCUGGUUGGGUGGACCUACCUGGAAUGGAGAAGAGUAUACUCGAUAAACUGCCAUUCUUUCGUGAUGAGUGGUUAGAGUCAGCAGCUAGGGAAGGCCAAGAGGCAGCGGUAGAACAACUUCUAGAUAGAGGAGCUUCUAUGCUGUCGGUAAAUGGCAUAGUUCUACGCACCCCGAUAUGGCAUGCCGCUAUAAAUGGGCAUGAGAAAGUCGUCGGGGUACUGCUUAAUAAGGGGGCUAGAGUAGAUUUGAAGGAUAUGUAUAAUAGAACACUGUUAUCGGAGGCCACUAGGAGGCGGCACGAGAAAGUUGUUGACCUAUUGCUUAGUAGGGGAGCUAAUGUUGAUUUAGCGGAUAUAUAUAACGAAACGCCGCUGAUCUGUGCAGCUAGGUCAGGGGAUGAGGUAAUUGCUAAGCUCCUCAUUAAUAGCGGGGCUAAUGUAAAUGCGGAAGCUACGUCUGGUUUGACGCCGCUGAUACUCGCUGCUCAGACGGGGGACGAAGCAUUUGGGAGGCUGCUACUUGGCAGCGGAGCUGAUGUCGAUUAUAAGUCUGGCAGUGGCUUAACGGCGCUAUCAAUGGCUACGUGGCAUACUCACGGGGAUUUUGCCAGGCUACUAGUUGAUCACGGAGCUGAAGCCAGUCCGGAGGAACAAGAAUGGCUAGAUUCACUUUCGUCAGCCGCUGAACGGACAUAAGAAGAAGCGUCGGCGUUGUCAUUAGUUCCUCCUGUGAGAGGUAGGGAGAUAUGUUGCCACCAAGAGCUCUCUGGUGGAGUCGAACCACGAUUCCAUUGCUCUGGUUUUUGUGUUUUGGCACAAGGGAUAUUUCUAAUGUACGGGGGGGUAGAAACUCCAAAAUGGACAUAAAGCAGAUGAAAGCCUGUUAUAUUCUCUGUUCCAACAUAGGAGCUAUGCGAACG